Molecule: messenger RNA, 1328 nt
Organism: Indicator indicator
Lineage: Eukaryota; Metazoa; Chordata; Aves; Piciformes; Indicatoridae
Gene: BNIP3
Product: BCL2 interacting protein 3
Exons: 6
Coding region: 63-671 (202 amino acids)
Biological process (GO): mitochondrial outer membrane permeabilization; positive regulation of apoptotic process
Cellular component (GO): mitochondrial envelope; nucleus; mitochondrial outer membrane
Source: RefSeq, a predicted model, not a curated record
GCCGCAGCACACGGGGGUUUACUAGUGGCUCCGCCGGGCGGCAGAGCAGCGAAGAAGGCGCCAUGUCGCGGAGCAGCCCGCAGGAGGAGAAUUUGCAGGGUUCCUGGGUGGAACUCCACUUCAGCAGUAAUGGCAGUGGCAGCACUGUCACCCCCACCAGUCAGGAGCAGGUGCCAGCCUCCAUUUCCAUCCACAAUGGUGACAUGGAGAAGAUCCUGCUGGAUGCUCAGCAUGAGUCUGGGAGGAGCAGCUCAAGAGAAAGUUCACAUUGUGACAGCCCUCCUCGUUCCCAGACACCUCAGGACAGCCACAGAGCUCUGGAGCUAGAGAGCCACAGCAGUGGAGAGAAGAACAGCUUCCAGUCUGAAGAAGACUUUCUGGAAAGGAGGAAAGAAGUGGAGAGGCUGCUGAGGAGAAAUGCAGACUGGAUAUGGGACUGGUCCAGCAGGCCAGAGAAUAUCCCACCCAAGGAGUUCCUCUUCAAGCACCCCCGGCGCACAGCCACCCUCAGCAUGAGGAACACCAGUGUGAUGAAGAAAGGUGGGAUAUUCUCAGCCGAGUUCCUCAAGGUCUUUCUUCCAUCUCUGCUGCUUUCUCACAUCCUUGCCAUUGGCCUAGGGGUUUACAUUGGGAGGCGCCUCACGACCACGGCUUCCAGCAGCUCCUUUUGAAGGCACCUGGAGUUUGAAAGCACAGUAAUGCUGAGGACGUGACAGUAGGAGGCUCUUAGCUGUUCUGGCUUGGUGGGAAGGGCAGAGACAUUCAAGCUGAUGUAUCAUAGAAGUCUUCUGAGCUGGUUCAUCACGCUGCUUCCACAUCCCUGCUGCCGCUUCAUAGUGAGAGACCUUGGGGAACUCAAGGGAUGAGAAGCUUCACCCCAUCCCAGCUCUAGCCUAGCAGUUGUGACCCAGGCUGUGUUCCUCUGAGCUCCUGUGCUCCAUGGCUGUGAGCAGUCCUCACUGCUGCUGCUGCCACCACCACCACAAGGGACUAACCCAGAGCUACCUGUGGCCUUAGCUGUCAUGGAGGGGAGUCCAGAGGACUUUGGCCUCGCUCCAGGCAUCUCUCGCUUGUGUAGAUCAUGUAGAGUAGUCCAGAGGAGCUUCUGCCUCUCUCCAGGCAUCUCUUCCCUGUGUAGACUUUGCUCACCUCCCCUUCUCUUCCAUGGAAGAUGGGAAUGUUGGACACAGCUGGGAGAAACCAUCUGAGUGAAGCUUUUCUCAGGUGUCCCUAGUUCAGAGCAUGAACUAGUGAAAGGCAGGUUGAAACCUGGCUUUGGUGCCCCCCAAACAGCUUCUCCUGCAAAGAUGUUGACUUCAGAACGGUUC